AUGUUUUAUCCACGUAUUGGGAAGAACAGUGCAAGUUUAGCAGUAGUCGUCUGGUUCUACCUAGCCGUGUGGUGCGCCGCGUCUACAGCUCCUUGCGACAAGACACGCAGGGUGUUCACUGAGCCUAGUGGUGUCAUCACCGACGGUCCUACAAACUCUAAUUACACGCAAGAUUCACAUUGCGAAUGGCUUAUUAAAGCGGCAAACAAGAGUCAAUAUAUAACUCUAAGUUUUAUUCGUAUGGGAACAGAAUGUUCAUAUGACUAUGUUUUUGUGUAUGAUGGCGAUUCUUUUGAUGCUCCUUUAUUAGGAAGCUUUAGUGGCAAAACAGAGCCUCAAAAUGUUACCGCAUCUAGUGGAUAUAUGCUUGUACUCUUGUAUAGUGACACAAAUUAUGUCUUAGAUGGAUUCCGUGCAACAUAUGCUAUACAUAAUUGCCCAAAUAAUUGUACAGGACGAGGUCUUUGUGUAUCGCACAAAUGUUUUUGUGUGGUAGGUGUUUGGGGUGGCCCAGACUGUAGUGUAGAAUUAUGCCCUAAUGGAUGUUCAGGCAAUGGUCAAUGUAAGGGAGAUGGAUGCCAAUGUAAAAAAGGUUAUUCUGAAGAAAAUGAUAAAUCUUUAUUGACCUUAUUUACCAAGGGUAAUGUUGAUGGUAGCUGGCAAAUAGGAAAUAGAAGUUCAUUAUUUAAUUUACUUUUAGCAUCUUUUUCUCACCAUGACAAGACUACACUACCUCUCAUGUAUACACCAACACCAUACUCAGAAAGCUAUCUUCAAUUUACUGAUAGACCUGAGUUUCUUUCACCUGCAUUUAAGUUGAAUACUUCUAAACCAGAACCACGGUAUGGCCACUCUGCUUGUGCCUUUGGGACUGGAUUUGUUCUUUAUGGUGGGAAGUUAUCUGACGGAAGUUUGUCUUCAGAGCUUUGGUUUUAUGAUGCAAUUUAUAAUUCAUGGAUUUUAAGAGCGAUCAAUUCAACAUUCACUCCACCUGGUCUGACUCGACAUACUUUGACUGCUGUUAAUGAUGAAUUAUAUUUAUUUGGAGGAAGCACAGUUGAUGGAGAGUUUUCCUCAAGUUUGUAUAAGAUCAAAUUAGGUGAAGCUAGCACUGAAUCAUGGGAAAAAGUUCAAGUACGAGGUGGAAAAGAGCUAGAUGUACGUGUUGUAGCUCAUACUGCUGUAUACCAUUCUCAUUCAAACUCAAUUUUGGUGUAUGGAGGAGUAGUUGCUAGUGUUGCAAGAUUUUCGAAACUAUCCGAUCGAAUGUUUGCUUUUGAUUUGGACUAUAGACACUGGAGUGAAAUACAUUAUCCUAGAGCGCAUCUACGUGAUACAUAUGUUCCUAGGGAAAGGGCUUUUCAUACAUCCACUAUAAUUGGAAACUAUUUAGUGGUAUUUGGGGGCUAUUCACAUCGUCAUAAUCGUGAAGAAAUUUGUUAUGAUGGCCAAAUGUAUCUUUACCAUCUUGGUUGUCAUUCAUGGAUCCCUUUAGAAGUCUUGGGGAGAACCCGUAAACCAUAUCCAAAAAAACAAGGAGUGUUUGCUCAUUCUGCCUCCUUAAAGCCACCAUCUACUUUACUGAUAGUUGGUGGAUAUCAUGGAAAUGUCAAUGGAGACCUUUUAGCUUACGUAGUUCCUAGUUGGCACGCAGGGAUUACAAAUAAAGAUCCAGAGUCGGCAUGUCCGAAACACCGUACUCAACCGGAGUGUCUAGCAGACCCUGAAUGUGGAUGGUGUUCAGCUGACGAUAUCUGUUAUGGUAGAACCAUUGGUUCUAAUUGCACAACAAAUCUACAAUCUAUCCGAUGUGGUGGAAUUUGCCCAGCACUUGGUGACUGUCAUUCCUGCCUCAUCCACGGCCCUUCAUUGGAGAAAUUAAAUAUUACUCGCAAGCCACUGCCUUCUGUAAGCACAAAAUUAGGCUUGUACCAGUGCAGUUGGUGUGUGCAAAAUGCACGAUGUCAUCACAAGGAUGAUAAUUACGGCGUUUGCGGAGAAGACACACCAUCGGAAAAUCCUGGGUGGUGGGGAACCACUGGUACUGAGGUAACAAUGCCUGAACAAUGCAAAAUUUUAGACAAACGACCAGGUCUGACUUUCUUAAGAUAUCAGCAGCCGGCGGAUUGGAACCACCCUGAUGGAGUUUCAGUGGUGAACGCUACUACUGUAGAUUGGAGCGCUGGAGGCGGGAGUAAUAAUAUUUUCCUCGGAUCAAGCGAAGCAAGGUUGCGCGGCUGGCUCCAUAUACCACAGUAUUGGAACGGGACGGGGGAGACAUUACAUGUUUGCGCGGGUCAUUCAAAUAUCACACUCAAUCUAGGAGAAAAUCCAGUUUCAGUUGCUAACUUGACGGCAUUACCAUCCGCUUGCUCUCUCGUCGAUUGGCCGGCUCUCUUCCCUGGCAGGCUCUCUGUGGAUAUGCACGCCAAUGACUCAUUACACACAGGAUUGUAUCCGUCGCAUCACCAUUCUAAAAUGGAACUCCUUCACAAUAAAUCACAAGAAAACGCCAAAGUAUUCACGUUUGAAUUUCUUGAACCCUACUCUAAUGGACAGUGCUCUAGCUACGAUAACUGCCUGCUGUGCCUAUCAGACGCUGCGUGCGGCUGGUGCGAAGUGACAAACCGUUGUGAAGCUAGGAACAUUGACGAGAAAACCGCCUGCUCCGCUGACGGCGAGUGGAGAUACCUGACUCUGCAACCUGCAGCGUGCCCGAACUGCUCCAAUUAUAUUAGCUGUGAGCGUUGCGUAACAGCCAACUACUGCGAAUGGUGGGCUGACGAGGCGCGGUGCUCCCGUCGGGGAAGAGCGAGCGGCGCCAUCGUAGACACCAGCGAGUGUCCGGCGCCCUGCCGCAUGCGACUCGACUGCGAGCAUUGCCUCGACGAGCGCGGACGCUGCGUGUGGUGUGAAGCGACCCGGCAGUGCUUCAGUUUCAGCGUCUACACCAGCGAGUACCAAUUUGGCCUGUGUCGCGAGUGGCUCGACAGGGCGUCAACUCCCUCACCCGACGAAAUGGCCCGCAAAUCGGGCCAGUGUAAAUCUUGCCAGGCUCACACGCAAUGUUCGACCUGUCUACGCAGCAUGGGGUGCGGUUGGUGCCACUCCUUCGAAAACCCAAUAAACGGCAUUUGCACAGAAGGCGACUUCACUCGAUCCCACGUAGACUGCGCUUCGCUCUUAAACGUCACGUCCAACGACGCGGGCUGGGCAUACGCGCAGUGUCCCGAUGUCGACGAGUGCGGGCUCGGCCUCCACGACUGCCACGAGCACGCAAUCUGCAAUAACACACACGGCUCGUACACGUGCAAAUGCAAGCAGGGCUACAUUGGAGACGGCAAGAAAAGUUGCAUGCGAACUUGUUACAAUAAUUGCAUCCACGGCUACUGUGUCGGGGCACCGCAGUACAAAUGUAAUUGCGACUUGGGUUGGACCGGCGCCGAUUGUUCCAUUAACUGCGGAUGCCACAAUCAUUCAACUUGCAAGACUGGGGUGGGAAGGUGCGAUGAAUGCCAGGAUUGGACGGAGGGUGAAUUCUGCGAGUCGUGUAAGCCGGGCAGCCACGGCAAUGCGACGACGGGACAAGGUUGUCGCAGAUGCGACUGCAACGACCACGGCGACGAGACACGGGGUGUCUGUGACUCCGCGACAGGUGAAUGUAUAUGUAAGGAUAAUACUGAAGGUCAAAACUGCGAACGGUGCAAACCCAAGUUUUAUGGCGAUCCACGCCACGGUGGCCGAUGCUACUAUCAGUGCGAGCCUAGGGGUAUGUUAAACGCAACCCAAACCGAAGGAAUCGGCUCCUUCUUGACCGAUCCCGAUAUUAACACAUUAGGACCAUCGAAGGAGUGCCUGUGGAUUAUCUCGGCUAGCAACAUAAAAGAUGCCACCAUACAGUUCAGUAUAAACUCAUCACAUUUUGACGUGCCCUGCGAUGAAAAUGCUGUUUACGUGUACGACGGUCUUGGCGGAGUACCAGAUCUGAGUAACAAUCAACAGAGCCAGCUUUUGGGGGUAUUUUGCAAUGGCGCCUCGUCGGGGGUAGUGGAGGCGCGCAGUGGAAAUUUGACCGUUCAUUACAAACAAGGACAACCAGGGCAAGGUUUUGAAGGUGUAUACAAAGUUCUGGCCUGUGAAGAUUACUGUUCGUGGCCGAGGGUAUGUAAUAAACGGCACUGCGUGUGCCGAGAGGGUUAUGGAGGGCCAAAUUGCGAUAUAGAAAUAUGUCGAAACAACUGCAGCGUGGGAAUUAAAGCCGGCAUAUGUGACACAAGCUACGGAAGGUGUCUUUGCAAUGAAGGGUUUGGAGGAGAUGACUGUUCAAUAAAACUUGACAAGACUCAACUUGUUUUUACUGAACUAUUCAAUUCAGAAUAUCUUUCCGACGGACUUGAUCACCUCAGAAAGACCUUGCCGAGAUUUGGACACAGUUUAGUAGCUGAUAGACGAGGCUUGUGGAUGUUCGGCGGCUACUCUCUUUCACACGGGCCGCUAAAUGAUAUACGAUUCUUUGACACCAAAAAUAAUACCUGGAUGCAAGUGACCGUAGAGGCAACACCCGACGCAAAAAUGCCAGAGGGCCGAUACUUCCAUGCGGCUGAGAUUUAUCAUUCAAAACAAAAUAUUUAUAUUUUCGGAGGUUUGAGUUUACAAGACAAAAUCGGACAAAAUAAAACCCUCGACGAUUUUUGGCAAUUCAGCUUGAAAGAUCAAAGAUGGAGUAAUAUUAAAAGCAAAGACGAAAGGCCACCCGCACUUGCUGGACACACUUUAACUCUACAAAAAUAUCAAGACUACGAAAGUCUAGUUCUCAUUGGGGGUUUCUCCAUGAAGGAUGGAUUCAUGUUGGAGAUGUGGGAAUUCGACCUUGAUAAUGAAAAAUGGAUCAAAUUGCACUACUCAGGAUCGAUGCCAGCUGGUAUCAUAGGCCACAGCACUGUAUACCAUGCUCCGUCUCAAAGCCUUUACGUUUUUGGUGGUAUAAUAUAUGUCUACAAUGGCACGAUGGUUUCUAAUACAUUAUUCUCCUUUCAUUAUCCAUCUAAAACGUGGAGCGAAUUACCAAGUUUUUUAAAUUUCAAUAACGCCGUUGACAGUUUGCCCCUCGCGACAUAUUUACAUUCGGCUGUGACCACAAACGACUACAUGAUCGUAUUCGGCGGCAGAACUGACCCCGAAAAUAGAUCGAAUGCUCUAAUUGCCUAUGUCUACAGCUGCAAUCAAUGGGUCAGACUGGUUAAAGGCGUGAGUAUCGUCGAUCAUCCUCCGCCGCGUACCAUAGCGCACGCAAUGGCGAUCGACGUGGAAGCGGAAAAUGAAGGCUACAUCUAUAUAAUCGGCGGUUGGACGGGCAGCGCGAACUGCCAAGUCACACGCAUAUCGCUCCCCGAGGAUUUGUGUUCUCUGUGGAGUUCGAACAAAAUGGAAUGCCGCAGCCACAUGGGCUGCAGCUUCUGCAGCACCAGCAAUUAUACCAAGUGCUACUCUGUCGAUAAGCCCGGUUGCGAGAGCAGCGACAGGGUGUCCACAAAUUCAGGCGCCGCGUGCGAUUCCGAACUUAUCGCGCAUCGCCCGUGCGAGAACUUUACCUCGUGCACGUCUUGUUUAGCUGCGUGGCCUUUGUACCCCGAAGAAAAGCCAGCUUGCCGGUGGUGCGAAUCGUGCGCAGCAGCUGUUGGCGAAUGCGUUCCAACCGCCGAGUCGUGCACCAGUAUCAAGUGUAACGCAGGAACCACGUACAUAAGCGACGUCGAUCAAUGCCCGGAACUUAGAUGUCUGGCGUCGGAUUGUGAUAAAUGCGUAUCGAACCACUGCACUUGGACACGACAUGCGAGCAGAAUCGGUCAAGAAACAAAAAUAGCGGAAGACACCUCGGAGCUUUUCAACUGGACAUGUGCGUUAAUUGACGAACCCGGCCGUGCCAGCCUCAGGCCGAGGAUCAAGGAGGAGUGUCCCAGCCGUUGUAACCAAUUCACAGAUUGCCAGUCUUGCCUUAGCUCGGACGGGGCCGAAGGCGGUUAUUCCGAAUGCCACUGGGCGUCGUAUCUCGGUACUUGCAUUUCACCGGUAUACCAACCAGUGUACUGUGCGGGGGGCGUUUGCGGCCUAGUUCUGACCAAAGCCGAUAAGAAUAAAUGCCCCGCGCCCUGCGAUACCUUCGAGCAGUGCUCGGAGUGCUUGCGUCAUUCGCAUUGCGGCUGGUGCGCGAUAGAGGGCGCUAACGGCGAAGGCGUAUGCUCGGAAGGCUCGAUCGAUUCUCCCCUCGACUACUCGACUCGCACCACGUAUGCCCACCCGAGAACGAGUGUGAGAAUAAUCAUCAUCAAUGUAAAGCUGAGUCCGAGGUGUGCGUGGACCUGUCGGAGGGGUACGAGUGCGCGUGCGGGGAGGGCUACAAGCGCGCGGGGGCGGGGGGGGGCGGGCGGCGGUGCGGGGCCGGUGGCGGGGUGCGCCGCCGUGUGCACGCAGGGCUGCGUGCGCGGCGCGUGCGUGCAGCCGAACGUGUGCCGCUGCGACUUCGGCUACGUAGGCGCCAACUGCACCAUACAGUGCCAGUGCAACGGCCACUCGCACUGCGAGGGCCCCGACAAGCUGGACAAGUGCAUCGAGUGCCACAACAACACCAUGGGUAACCAGUGCGAGAUCUGCAAACCUAACUUCGUGGGGGAUCCAACGGACAACGGGCAGUGCAUACCGUGCUCCGUGUUCUGCCACGGCCACACCACGGUGUGCACGAACGACAUGUCGGACGUGUCCGCGGCGCCCCGCGAGAUCGUGGCCGAUGGCGACGACUACUUCAGGGAGGGCGGCUCCAAGGCGCGCUGUGUGCGCUGCGCCAACAACACGGACGGCCCGCGAUGCGAACGCUGCAUCGAGGGCUACUUCAGGGGCACCGAGGACUUCCGGGACCCUUGUCGAUCUUGCGAGUGCCACGGCCACGGGGACACGUGCGACCCGGUGACCGGCGAGAAGUGCAACUGCGGCAACAACACGGAGAGCGACCCCUCGUGCCAGGCGGCCGGCUCGAGCAAGAACAGCGCGCAGGAGUGCUGGCGCUACCAGUGCGUCAAGUGCCGCGACCUCUACAUGGGCGACCCGCGCAACGGCCACCAGUGCUACAAGACCAUCAACAUCGAGAACAAGUUCUGCUUCGACGGCAGGUCCAUCGACGAGUGCAAGAUAAAGCCGCGCCCGCUCCGCGCCGGCCAGACGGUCUUCGUGGUGGUGAACCCGCGCUACAUGAACGUCGACAUAAGGGUGAUCGUGGACGUGACGGAGGGCGCGGUCGACCUGUACAUGAGCCCGAACGACAGCUCUUUCGUGGUGUCGGCCAACGGCACCGCCGGCUGGCACACCGUCGCGCUGGACCCCACCUACUACAAGCACGACCAGUUCCGCAAGAUACCGUCCUUCGACGACCCGGUGCCCGACAGCCAGCACGUGACCUACCACUACGAGAAGACCGAGUACUCCCUGGCGGACGUCGAGGCGACCGAGCUGACCACCUUCGUCACCGUCGACAGGAGGAACGUGCUGCUGCGCGUGCGCAACUUGACCGAUCGACUGGUGCUGACGCUACCCGAGAAACUGCAUAUCGACCUGUUCGUGUUCUUCUCCGUGUUCUUCUCGUGCUUUUUCCUGUUCCUCGCUGCGUGUGUCGUCGCUUGGAAGGCGAAGCAGGCCGCCGACGUGCGGAGAGCUAGGAGGAGACAUGUGGUUGAAAUGCUGCACAUGGCGAAGCGCCCGUUCGCCGCGGUGCGCGUGGUGGUGAACGGGGGCGCUGCGGUGGGGUGCGCGGGGGAGGGGGCGAGGCGCCGGCGCGCCCUGGACCUGCGCCCCGUCGCCAUCGAGCCCACGGCCGACGGGAGAGCGGCGGUCACCUCCGUACUCGUCAAGUUGCCGGGCGGGGCUCGCGCGCCCGUCAGGAUGGCGUUGGCUUCGGCCCUAGUUCUCGUGUCUCGCGCGCCCCAGCAGCGCCCACGCGCCCGCCGCCCGCUCUCC
Molecule: messenger RNA, 8004 nt
Organism: Iphiclides podalirius (scarce swallowtail)
Lineage: Eukaryota; Metazoa; Arthropoda; Insecta; Lepidoptera; Papilionidae
Source: the annotation of a GenBank genome assembly